Messenger RNA from Ogataea parapolymorpha DL-1, 1692 nucleotides. RefSeq names its product putative transporter. Gene Ontology annotation, cellular component: membrane. The record is from RefSeq and is a predicted model, not a curated record. Bases 1 to 1692 code for a protein of 563 amino acids. Gene Ontology annotation, molecular function: xenobiotic transmembrane transporter activity; antiporter activity. NCBI's taxonomy places the organism in Eukaryota, Fungi, Ascomycota, Pichiomycetes, Pichiales, Pichiaceae. Gene Ontology annotation, biological process: xenobiotic detoxification by transmembrane export across the plasma membrane. The transcript has a single exon.
AUGAACUCUGUCAGGGCGGCCAGGCGGCCCUCCACGCGCUCCUACGCAGACGAUGACGACCUCUCGCUGCUGGCCGACGAGUCGUUCCACCAGUACGGCUCGAUCAACGAGGAACACUACAUACAGGGCCGAAGGGCGUCGAUGAAGUCGUCCAUGUCGCAACUCAACCCACUCAACCUCAUUCCCACCAAGACGACCGACGCAGGCAUCAUCCUGGAGGUCGAGACGUCUACUUUCCAGGAGCUUGGCCUGCUGGCAGUGAGUGCGAUCCCGCUGGUGAUCACGUUCUUGCUCCAGUUCUCUCUCACUGUUGCGUCCGUUUUCAGCGUGGGCAACCUCGGCUCGCAGGAAUUGGCUGCCGUGUCGCUGUCGAACCUGCUCUGCAAUGUCUCUGCAUACGCCAUCAUCCAGGGAAUCGCGUCGUCGCUGUCGACGCUGUGUCCGCAGGCGUACGGCAGAAAAGACUACAGGGCCGUGGGCAUGCAUAGCCUGCGGUGUCUGGUACUACUGUUGCUGCUGUACGUGCCGAUGUACGCGUUUUUGCAUUGGGGAUCGCGGCCUCUGCUGCUCAAAAUCAUCCAGGACGAGCGGCUGAGCGACCUCGCCUCAUCAUACCUGAAACGGCUGCUGUACGGCGUGCCUGGCUAUAUUGUCUUCGAGGUGCUGAAACAGUAUCUCCAGGCGCAGGGCAUUUUCCAUGCGUCGACGCUUGUGCUUGUGCUGUGCGCGCCGCUCAACAUCUUUCUCAACUACCAGCUGGUUUGGAAUGAGACGUACGGUAUUGGGUUUCUGGGGGCCCCCACGGCCGUCGUGAUCACCAACUGGUGCAUGGCAUCGAUGCUUUUCUGCUACGCGGUGUUUGUCAACGGCUACCAGUGCUGGUGCGGCUUCUCGCGCGACGUGUUCCGCAACUGGAGCCGUACCUUGCAACUCGCAGGCCCCGGCGUGAUCAUGAUCGAGGCCGAGUGGCUCGCGUUCGAGAUCAUCACCUUUGCAUCGUCCAAGUUCGGCACUGCCGCUCUAGCGUCGCAGUCCAUCAUGACCACCACCGGCUCGACCAUUUACCAGAUCCCGCUCGCGAUAUCUGUGGCCGCAUCGACCAGAGUGGCCUGGUUCAUCGGGUCGGCGUCCAAGGACGCCGCCGUCAAGUCUGCGCACGCGGCCACGUGGAUGUCGGUGCUUUUUGGCGCGAUCAACGCCGUCGUGCUCGUGCGUUUCCGCAAAGAAGUGGUCUCGUGCUUCUCGAGCGACCCCGAGGUCGUCGAGCUUGCCAGCAAGGUCCUGAUCAUCGGUGCCGCGUACCAGGUGAAUGACGCCAUUGCCUGUGUCAGCGGCGGCGUCCUGCGUGGCCAGGGCCGCCAGUACAUCAGUGGCUGGCUCAACCUCGUCAGCUACUAUGUUUUUGCGCUGCCGAUCGCGUUUGCUUGCGGAUUCCACCUGCACAUGGGACUCAUUGGCCUCUGGAUCGGCAUGAUGUGCGCGUUAUGCUUUGUGUCGCUUGCAGAGUGCUACUACGUGCUCACCACCGACUGGGACACUCUCAUCAAGAGGUCCAUCGAGGAGGGCAUGAAAGAGCAGGCCAGCUUCCAGGAGGCGCUGCUCGAUCAGGCUAGUUUCCAGGAGGUCAUUAUCCCCGGCAGCGCGAGCCUGCGGCCUGUGCGGAGCCACUCGCUACUCCCGAUUCCUGUGUAA